Trachemys scripta elegans is the source of this 5166-nucleotide messenger RNA. Its product is annotated as FRAS1-related extracellular matrix protein 1-like. NCBI's taxonomy places the organism in Eukaryota, Metazoa, Chordata, Testudines, Emydidae. The transcript has 26 exons. Gene Ontology annotation, biological process: cell communication. The record is from RefSeq and is a predicted model, not a curated record. Gene Ontology annotation, cellular component: membrane.
AUCAGUAACAUCUGUGACUACGGGGCAGCUUGAGUGGGAAUAGUUAGAGGGUUAGACAGAUUUCCUGCAUUUUAAGGCUCUUUUCCUCUGAAGAGAUUGCUUUGGGACAAUUACAUUUAAUGCCUAUUUCUUUCUUUCUUUCUCUCUCUCUCCCCCCCCUCCCAAGUUGUUUGGUUUUAAGAAGUAAAGUGACUUUAAGGAACCAUACCAGCAUUUUGAAAAGUUUCAGUUUCAAACACAUGAAAAGAAAAGUCUGAAGGGAUUCCUAGAGCUGUAUUGAAGCUUGCAGAGUGACCUUAGUCUCUUUGAACACCAGGGGAAUGAUCGCCAUCUGUUGAAUGCUUGUCAAAUGAACUGCAAACUAUGCUGCUGUAAUACCCAACAACACCUGUGAACUACUCAACUGUAGCCAAUCGGGCAACUGGGUGAUAUGGAGCAAGAAACCACAACAGCAUGAGAGAAAAUGGGUUGUAUUUUUUUUUUACUUUGAAAAUAAAACAAGGAAGCAAAAUGCCCUUUAAUAUCUGCAAAGCUGCAAGAGCUUUCAAGCCUCUCUUGAGCGAAAAAGGCUUCGGUAACUGCAGAAAUUAAUUAUUUUCAUCCACUGGAUUUCUUUGCCUUAUAAAAGGAAAUAGCUGAAUCCAAAAGAUGGAAGCUGAGAGUAGUUUUCUGAAGUUGGAUAUUCUGAUAUUUCUGGUGCAUCUUGGACGUGGGGAAGCAGCAAAACUUGUCUUAGUAAAUAAAGACUUCAGUGUUGAAAGGGGACGGGUGGUGUAUGUGACUGAUAAUGAAUUACGUUUUAAUGUCCCCAAAGAGAGGAACCCUUGUAAGGUAGAGGUGGUUUUAAAUGAGCCAGUUACACAAAGAGUGGGGAAACUUGCACCUCAGAUAUUUGAUGGCCAUUUCUUGCCCAAUGAAGUAAAAUAUAUUCAUAAUGGCUGCCCACUUCUGGAAGAGGACCGCGUGAGGCUGCGAAUUUACAGGUUUACUGAACUGGAGACCAUAAUCGAGACUUUUGUUCUUCAUGUAGAGAUCAGGAAUCCAAAAUCAAGUAUUACUCAGUUUGGAAAAAGCUCUCUAGACAUUUCUGAGUUUCUUGGCAUAUCUAAGCAAGUGGACAGAAGUGUCUUGACUUUCAAGUACAAUGCUAAUGGGCUAAGUAUGGUCUGCACCGUUAGGAUCACGUCUUCUGAGACCUCGCUUCCUGCUUUUGGCCAGUUUGUAGCAGAGGAUCUCAUCGGAGUGGAAAUGUACCCAAGCUUCACAGAAAAUGUUUGGAUUCCUGUGGGGAUAAAGGGAGCCAUCCCAAAUACACAGGCCCAAGCUGCAUUUAUAUCCAUGUUCAUCUUGGAGAUUGAUCAGUUUAUUCUUAUCCCACUUACAACAGCAGCUCUAGAUGCUGAAGCUGGAGAAACCCCAAAAGACAGAUUAGUGUUCAGCAUUACCAAAUGCUCACUAGAGGGGUAUAUUACCCAACUGGAGGACCACACCAAGGCCAUUACAUCUUUCACUCGGCAGGAUUUAUACGACAUGAAGAUUGUCUAUCAGCCACCCAACAUCACUCAUUCUGAGAGACAGAACUAUGAGGUUGAGUAUCGAGCAAUUGAAAGUGCCUUCAUGAGCAGUUCUCCUAUCAUGGUCCGUUUUUCAAUAAGAUGUGCUCCAAGGGUUGCAUGGAACAUGGGGCUUGACUUACUGGAAGUUCAGUUAUAUCCAGUUACCUGGGAUACUCUUCAGAUUGUGGGCAAUGAUAAACUUAAUGCUGUUCAGCUGGUGGAAGAACCACAGCAUGGAUGGAUCACAGUUCGAGGAGGCAAAGGCUUCAAAUUCACAGUUAAAGAUCACAAAGAUGGAAUUGUUCAUUUUCAGCAUGGUGAUAGUGAUGCAACCAAGGACUAUGCAAUCUUCAGAAUCUUUGAUGGAAGGCACAAGUUUCCGAUUAACAUCCUCCCUAAAGAUGACAGUGCACCAUUCCUGAUGAGCAACAUUGUCUUUCAGCUGGCAGAAGGGAAGACAGUCCUCAUAGAAAAGCAUAUGUUGAUGUCGUCUGAUUUUGACUCAAGUGAUGAUUAUAUUCUCUGCAAGAUAACCAAGCCACCCAGUGCUGAAGAGAUUAUCAAGACACACUUUCCAGAUGGACCAGGUAUUCCUGUGUCAACCUUCUUGCAAAGAGAUGUCUUCCAUGGCCUCAUUUACUAUCACCAUCUUGGAGGAGAGAUUUUUCAAGACUCAUUUGAUUUCAUCUUAUCUGACAGUCAGGAACCUCCUAACCUUUCAGAUAUUCAAACUGUCAUGAUUCAUGUUAUGCUGGUGAAAGACCAGUUGCCAGAGGAAGUUCCUGGGACUACAAGACAACUUGUUGUCAAAGAAACUGAGAUUGCACACAUCACAAACAAUCACCUCCACUUUACAGACACCGAGUCCCCAGAUAAUCAGCUUAUGUACCUGGUUACUAAAUCAUGUUUCUCUCCCUCUUCUCCUGGAAUUUAUGAUGUGGUGAAGCUAAUUUUCACAGACAGCAUGAAAAGUUAUAAAAAAGAUCCUGCUAUUUCUGACAUCUUUCACUCAGGAUACUGUCAUGUCUGUUUCCCACAGCAUGCUGUAAUACAUUUAAAAGUGGUGUGCAUGCCCCCAGAGAAAGAGAGUGGUCCUGACCCGCUGUUUGAACAGUUUGAGUUUUCUGUUAGUGACCAGCAGGGAAGAGUAGUGGCUGGACUCAACUUUAACAUCACAGUGAUGCCUGUGGAUGAUGAAGCACCUGAGAUUUUCACCAAUCAUCUAACAACAGAGGAAGGUGCCAGUUUCUUCAUCUCUGGGGAGAAUCUAAUGGUGUCAGACUUGGACACCAGGGAUGAUCUUCGAAUCCAGCUGAAGAAAUGUCCUCAAUAUGGGCACAUUGAACUGUAUGGACUCAUUAUGCAGGAAGGAGAUAUGUUUACCCUUGAGGAUUUGCAGUCUUACAAAGUCAGGUACCAGCAUGAUGAUUCAGAAACCCUUGAAGAUAUAGUCAUAUUUCCAGCAACAGAUGGAUUUAACACUGCAGAUGGAGUGUUAAGAGUGCAGAUUAUACCAGUUAAUGAUAAGCCCCCAGAGCUACAGGCAGGAUUAGAAUCAAGACUGGAGUGUCUGGAGGGAGGAUACGUUGUUAUCACCACAGAAUACCUUUAUGCAACAGAUGCUGAUAGCGAUGACACAAAAUUGACAUACAUGAUUGCUCGUGCUCCAGCGCAUGGGGUGAUUCAAAAGAGAGGAUUCAUGGUGGAUAAAUUCUUCCAGCUGGAUGUCACUCAGAGAUUGAUCACUUACAUACGUACGGGAGGUGAAAUAGGACAUAGCCUUUGUGACGACAACUUGACCCUCAUUGUCCCAGAUGGAGAGGCUGGUACAGUGGAUAGUUGUUGUUUUAAUAAAGCUCUCCCUCCACCAUUACCUCUUCACACCAGUCUCCCAAUCUGUGAUCUGAACAUCACAGUCCUCCCCAUCAACAACCAACGUCCCACCAUUCAUCUGGGUAUGUUUACUAACCGUUUCACAUUUCAAUGUAUUCAAUCUGAACUACCGGACUAUAAUUUUUUCCACAUUAUAAUUCAGAAGGUAGAUUUCUCGCCCUACUCUGAUGGAAGCACUUACACCAACAGUGAGUACCAGUGUUUGUGCAACCUUUACUCUUGUUGGUGGAUACUUACUCACGUGACUAAUCCUACUGAUGACAAUGGGAUUACCCAGAGAGCCGUGUUAUGUUGGACCACUCUGUAUCCUGGAAUGAAUUUCAUUCAAGAGGAUGUGGACAUGAGCCUCCUCUGGUAUUUCCAUACUAACAUCCUGGGUCUAAAGAGUUAUGAUUGUUUUCAGUUUUACGUGACAGAUGGGGAGAACAGCUGCCCACCGGAAAGCUUCUACAUCUCCAUUAGAAAAGUGGGCAAAGGGGACAUUGUUCUACUCACCAAACCUGUAACUUUAACAGAGGGUGACAGGGUGACCUUGACGACAGAUGUUCUUAUGGCAACAGAUGGCACUAGCAAACCCGAGAAGCUGCUGUAUGCCGUCUCUGUGCCACCUGUGCACGGUCAGAUUGAGUACAUCAAUUAUCCCGGCAUGCCCAUUUCCAGUUACAGCCAGUUGGAUGUGGUAGCCCAGAAGGUCUGCUACAUUCAUGACUAUAGCCAUGAGGCUAGUAAGGAUUCAUUCAGACACAAAUGGGGUGCUGGGAAAAUUGAUAGAUUUUCAUUUGUAGCUAUUGACAAAGUCAAUCAUGGUUUUCUGGUCAAUGGGCAAAUGAGAGAAGAGGCAGUGGAAUUUACAAUAUAGGUCAAGCAACAUGACAAAAUCUCUCCAACACUCCAAGUGAAAGAAAGUCCGACCACCAUACAGAACCUGAAAGAUGGCAGGCUUGGAAUUCUGAUUACGGCUUGCAAUUUGAAAGUCACAGAUGUUGACAACAAAGAUGAAGAUCUCACCUUCAAAGUUCAGCGGCCUCCUUUCUUUGGGUAUCUGGAAAACUCAAAAACAGGUAGUUAUGUACACAGUACUUUUACCCAGAAUGAUUUAAACCAGCAGAUCAUCUGGUACAUCAUAAAUUCCUCCACUGAAGUGACUUCAGAUAGCUUUGAAUUUCAAGUAUCAGACGUGGCAGGAAAUACAAUGGUUCCAGAAGUACGUGAAAUGAAAUGGUCCAGAGUUGAACUGGUGGAAACUUGCUAUCGUGUCUGUGAAAAUGUUGGGACUGUUGCCAUUAAGGUGGUAAGGACAGGACAGAGCGCAGAGCCAUUAUUUGUUGGUAUUAAGGUCCAAGAGGUUUCAGCUAGAGUUGGCUUAGACUUCACUCACAGUCUUGCAAGUUUAGUGCAGUUUGAUCCUGGUGUUUCCAUAAAGUCUUGGAACAUCCACAUUAAAGAUGAUGGCCUGGAGGAAAACCAUGAAGUGUUAAAAAUAAUACUGAGCGUGCCUUAAAAUGCUGUUCUGGAGCAGAAGAAUGAACUGACUGUAGAAAUUAUAGAUUCAAGGGCAGAAACCCAUGCUCUACAGACUGACCUGUGGGAGAAACUGUCCGUCAAAGGCCUGAUCCAAAGCCAAAUGAAGACAGUAGAAAGACUCCCAAUGACUUCAAUAGAUUCUAGAUCAGGUCCCAAAUGCCCAAUGUGGAUAAAAGAUAUUAAAGAGGAUUGA